Messenger RNA from Scomber japonicus (chub mackerel), 698 nucleotides. RefSeq names its product parathyroid hormone-related protein-like. Gene Ontology annotation, molecular function: peptide hormone receptor binding; hormone activity. The transcript is spliced from 2 exons. The coding region runs from base 1 to 516 and encodes 171 amino acids. NCBI's taxonomy places the organism in Eukaryota, Metazoa, Chordata, Actinopteri, Scombriformes, Scombridae. Gene Ontology annotation, cellular component: extracellular region. Gene Ontology annotation, biological process: bone mineralization; osteoblast development; adenylate cyclase-activating G protein-coupled receptor signaling pathway. The record is from RefSeq and is a predicted model, not a curated record.
AUGUGCUCUAUAGCCAUGCUUCACCAGUGGAGUCUGGCCGUGUUUUUGCUCUGCUCCCCAGUGACUCUUUACGGGAGGCCAGUUGAUGCACUUAGUAGCAGAACGAGGAGGUCAGUGAGCCACGCCCAGCUGAUGCAUGACAAAGGCCGCUCCUUGCAGGAGUUCAAGCGUCGCUUGUGGCUGCAGGAGCUGCUGGAUGAGGUGCACACAGCUGAUGAGCGAGCUCCACCACCGCAGAGCAGAACCCCAAGCUUCGGUGGGAAUGCUCUACACCAGAAGCCCCCAGGGGCCACUAAGAACCUCCCUGACAGGUUCAGGCUGGACAGAGAGGGCCCUAACCUGCCGCAGGAGACCAACAAGGCUCUGGCUUAUAAGGACCAGCCACUAAAGGUGGCCACCAAGAGGAAAAAAAAGGUGAGGCUUGGCCGGCGUAGAGAGAGCGACAAGAAACGGAGGCGGGCACGGUCGAUCACAACAAGAGGAGCUACGAAGGAUGCAGUACCCUGGCCGAGAUAAUAACCAGCGUGAUGCUGCACUAAGACACUGACACAGGCUCAACUAAACUGAGGUCUGAGGGACUCAAAACAUGGCUGACUCAGUCACCUCAUAUUACGGCGGUCUGUGCUUGUAUGAUAAUUUUGCUUUGUUUUUUUUUGUGUGUUUUACGACAUGUCAUACUUCCUGGAGUUUCAUGAACU